Messenger RNA from Corticium candelabrum, 2330 nucleotides. RefSeq lists its product as uncharacterized. Bases 87 to 1985 code for a protein of 632 amino acids. The transcript has 9 exons. The record is from RefSeq and is a predicted model, not a curated record. Gene Ontology annotation, molecular function: protein binding. NCBI's taxonomy places the organism in Eukaryota, Metazoa, Porifera, Homoscleromorpha, Homosclerophorida, Plakinidae.
AUACGAGGGUAUUUAGGCGCGCAAACGUAAAUUGUUUGAUACCUCGACCUGUUAUCAGUUGAUCACUCGUUGCUGCAGCAGGCGGGAUGGGUGAGCGUCGUCUGUUGAUCGUUCACUUUGGGAAUGGGUCGACGCCGAAGAUCUUGUCGCUACGCUCGGACGGAAACGGUUGGAUUGCGUUGGGCAAGUGUGCUCGCAAGUUUGCCGUCGGAUCGAGCGAGUCGUGGCGAGCGCUGCAAGACGAGUUGAGGCGAUGCUGCGGUCGUAUCGGAGGGCGUUCUGUGUGCUUGCGCAGCCUGGAGGAGCCGACGAAGACGUUCGAGUGUGUGCGCGACAUAUUCGACGACCCGUCGGUCGCCGUCCGCGUCCGAGCGACGGAGGAGUCGGUAACCGAGUAUGCCGCAAAAGACGCAGACGGACAGGUGGGCGCACAGCCCCGUCACAGUCGUGGGAAUCGACACGCGAACGAGGUGCGUCGUGCAGAGAGCGGGCUGGCAAGAGUGCGGAGGCUGCUGUCCGCCGACGUCCGUCCGGAAGAGAGAACGCAGAGCAGGUCGACGUCGUCGUCGCCUUUUGACGGCUCGUUCGUGUGCAGUCAAAAGGAGCUGAGUGGACGCGUGGGAGUGUCGAGUAUUAGUCGGGCUCGUGUGACCGCACGUUGCAGUCGAGAAUUCGACGCCGUUCGUCGUGGGAACGUUAGACGAGAAGAAGUCGUGCGUGACUCGUCGUCUGUCUCUAAGGGGAGCGACGGUCGACGAGUUUCGAAGCCGUUGAGUCGUCGACAGAUGAACGAUUGUUUACCACUGCGGCGACCAGGUCGUACAAGUGGCGUUCCGGAUCCUCCAACAAAUGUUUCCGUUGCCGGUUUGUUUGGACAGGGUGUUUAUGUAUUGUGGAAUCCGGUCUGGCUGGACAGAGAUGAGUGCAACAACGGUUUACAAGUGCUUGGUUACAAGGUCUUUCUCAAUGGAGAGUUGGAGGCUCUUGCGGAAGGUGCACUGACGUCUCAUGUUGUGUUAUAUGAGUUGAAACCAGGAGUGGAAUAUGAAAUAUUUCUCAGGACAAGGUGCCACACGGUGGAUUCCAUGCCUUCCCAGGGGGUCAAAUACAGGAUGGGUUUCUCUGCUACUAAUGCAUGCAAUAAAGUACAACUGCUGACACUGAGGUCUCUGACAACAAUGGAAGUUAAAGAAUCAGAGUCCUAUUCCACCACCUAUGAACGUUGUUCGCAAAAGGCUACAGUCAGUGAGCGAAGUACUAGCAGUUCAAGUAGUGGAAUUGUGACCGAUGACUGUCCAUUUGUAUCUCCUCCUCCAUGCAAGAGAAGGCCAUCGUCAGUAUUGUUCACACCACGCGACAGAGUUAACACACUUCCAGACCCUCCUACUGGGGCUUGUGUUACAGAAGAAGAUGGACUACUUAUUGUCAACUGGAAUCCAGUCAGUGUACAAGGUUGCCAGUCCAAUAAUGGUCAUGUUGUCAUUGGGUACAAGAUCUACGUAAAUGGAAAAUUCAAGGCUAGAGCUCGGGGAGCAGAGUCAAAGCAGUCAUUCAUACUCAUGAGCCAACUGAAAGAUGAAGACCAACCAGUUUCAAUCACUGUCAAAACUCAAGGUAUUGUUUGUGAUUCGGUUCCAUCUGAUGAGUGUUUAUAUUGGCAAGGACAAAAAGGCACCCUAUCUCCAUCCAAUGUUCUCAUGUCUAAGUCAGAUAGCAAGGAUUCGUUUUACUCAACAGAUCAUAGUCGACAUGCCUCCGAGUCUGAAGAUUCGAUUUCCCCGUCCGUCUUCACGCCGUCGAAUGACGAAUCUAAUGUGAUACAUUUGUACUCAUCGAACAGGAAACAUGGAGUGUGUCAUCGUCCUCCAAUCACAUCCUCUGCUGCCGCAAAACUCUCUGAUCUUACCAACGUGUACACUGCGUGUCACCAACUGGUGAGACCCGAUGUAGAUAGAAGCAUUCCGUGCUUAGAAACGUCUGUCUGAGAUCAACACGAAACAGAAUUAGUGAUAGAGAUUCUAGUGCAGAAACAGCGAUAUGAUGUCCUAUUUUAUACAAGAGGUAAUUUUAUUCAUGGUAUCCAGACUUUUGUACAAGUAUAUAGAUUUACAGAAGUGGAAGUCAUACUAUAGUAUCCUAUUAGUACACUGUAUUUGUUAUGUAGACUCUGGGAAGUCAGAGAGUCUAGAGGGAGACUGAAAUUUUAUGCUAAGAGUAAAUGCUUUUUAGGUUGUGAUACUUAAAUUUCUCAUGACAAUUGUAUGUUUGACAUACAUUUGAGCUUUGUUAUAUUAAUGUAAGUGAAAUAGAGAUGGCAAGGAUUUCAACAA